This is a messenger RNA of Yamadazyma jaroonii, 873 nucleotides long. The record is from the annotation of a GenBank genome assembly. Lineage: Eukaryota; Fungi; Ascomycota; Pichiomycetes; Serinales; Debaryomycetaceae.
AUGAUUAAUACCGGUAAAGGUAAGAUACCCCAAGAAGAAAUUAUACCUUUAAAAACAGAUGUUGGUGCCUUAGGUAACAGAAUAAAUAAAGAUACUAGAUCUUUACAUAAUAAGAUCGAUAAGCAAAUGACUUUAAAAUUCGCUUUAGCUUUAAGAGACUAUAAAAUCUAUAGACAAGGAUUACAAAGUUUCUAUCACGUGUUUAAGGCUAUUGAAAAAUCUUUAGAAAGAGAAUUAGCUAAAUCUGAUGAUGAUAAAAUCACUUAUAUCUUAAGAAAUAUUUGGAAACCUGCUAUGGCCAGAUCUGAACCUGCUGAAAAAGAUUUGUUAUUUUACUAUGAUGAUCAUAAAGAGAAAUUUAUGACCCCAAUGAUGUCAGAACAAAUCAAAUUUUCUAAUCAUAUUGAAUCUGUUACCACUGAAAAGCCUUACUUGUUAUUAGCAUAUUUACAUGUUAUGUACUUAGCUUUAUUUGCUGGAGGUAGAAUCAUGAGAUCCUCAUUAUCUAAAGCUACAGGUAUGUUCCCUCAAAAACCAGGAUAUUCUCAUGAAGAAAUCGUUAAAAUGGGAUCGAACUUCUUUACUUUCCCUGUUGAAGAUGAAGAUUUCUUCAGAAUCUUAUAUAAAAGAGAUUAUGAAUUGUUCACCAGAAAUGAACUUACAGAAGAACAAAAAUUGGAAAUUAUUGAAGAAAGUAAAUAUAUCUUCCAACAAAAUGCCAAUUGUGUUUCAGAAUUGGAGAAACAUAACAUGGCUAGAAUAAGGCAAAAAUGGAGUUAUAUAGCUGUUACCAAAGGAUAUUAUGUGGUGAUGGCUGUAACGAUAAUGAUGGUGUUAUUUUAUGUCAGAAAGAUUUUUAUGUAUUUAGUAUAA